Molecule: messenger RNA, 3615 nt
Organism: Adineta steineri
Lineage: Eukaryota; Metazoa; Rotifera; Eurotatoria; Adinetida; Adinetidae
Source: the annotation of a GenBank genome assembly
AUGAACAAUAAUACAACGACUAUGUAUCCAACAAUGAUACCUACACAUUAUAUACCAGAAGAAUCCGCAUAUAUUUUUGAUACAUCUUAUAAUGGUUAUUCAUCACAUCCAAUAGCUUAUUCGGAUUAUCCACCACAACCUUCAUCAUCAAAAUUAGAAGCAAUUGAUUAUGGUUGUUGGCCAGCAAUUACUGCACAUAAUAUUCUAACAAAUCGAGCUAGUACAGUUCAUGAUCAUAUUCAACCAACAUCUUCACCACCAUCCUCAAGUCAAACAAUAGAAACCUUAACACCUAUAUCUUCUGCACAUUUAUCACAAAAUAAUUCAUCAUCGACAAUUUCAGCUACACAUCAUCAUCAUCAUGUUCAUCAACAUCUUUAUCCAUCAUCAACAUCAUCACCAUCUUCACCCCCACCACCACCAUACAGUGAUCAGCCUGUUUGGCUUGGUCGAGCUGAUUAUCAAUUUUUACAUCCAACAACAAAUACACCAUCAUAUCGUCAUUAUUCAACUCCAUGUUCAAUUUAUCCUCCAAAUAAUUUUUAUGAUCCAUCUCAAUCACAAUGGACAUCACCAUCACUACUUCCAAUAAAAUAUGAAUCACCAUAUAAUUCCCCACCAUCCCAUUUUGAAUCAUCUGAUAGUGUAAAUCAUUGUCAUGAACAAAUACCUAAACAUGAACCAUCUGAAUCACCUCAACAAUCAAAUUGGAUUAAACAUGAAAAUUCAUCAACAUUAAUGCAUCCAAUUCCACCUAAAAAUCUAUUGAACGGUAAAACACGUACACGUGAUAAAUAUCGUAUUGUUUAUACAGAUCAACAACGAUAUGAACUUGAAAAUGAAUUUAUAACAUCAAAAUAUAUAUCGAUACCAAGAAAAUCAGCUUUAUCAUUAACAUUAUCAUUAAGUGAACGACAAAUUAAAAUAUGGUUUCAAAAUCGUCGUGCAAAAGAACGUAAAUUAAAUAAAAAACGACAUGAUGUAUCUACAACACAUCAAUUAAAUAAUUCCAAUGAUGCUGAUUCACCAAGUGAUGGUGGUAUGGAAAGUCCAACUUAUUAUCAAAAUUAUACGUCACAUGAAUAUCUGCAGCAACAGCAACAGCAAUCGAAAGGUACAAAUGCUGAAAUGGAUUUAAGUGUACUGUGGUGUCUUGGACCAGAUUUUGACAAACAAACAGUAUUCAAUUUACUUGGUGAUAAUAAUUAUGUUGAAUCAGGUUUUGCACAACCUACAACACCAAAUUGGUGGACACCAAAUUCAUCACAAUGGAAUAAUUCUUUAAUGCAAGAAGCACCUAUUUAUACACCUCGUUCAGUAAUGAGUGAACUUGGUGGUCCUCAAUCGCCUACAACAAGUGCUGCUAAACGACCAUUUUCAGAUGUUACUAAUCGAACAAUGGGUCGAUCAUUUAAUAAUAAUCAACCACCACCACCAAAAUUGGAAUUUUCCACACCAAUACGUUCACUUACACCUGAUCUUUAUAAUCGUUUACCAUCAUCUAUUAAACGAUCACGUGUUACACCUACAUUAAAUUCUUCUAACUACGAAACACCAUCACCACCACCACAACAAAUGCCUUCAGGAGGAUCUACAGUUGAUUCAGCUGAACGAGCAUUAGAAAUUGCACUUUUACUUAAAGAACAUCCAGAUUGUACUUGUGUACUUGUUACACUUAUUCAAGAAUAUCAAAGCCGAUUUCAAAAACCACUUCAUGUAAGCGAAUUAUAUACAAUGAAACAUGUCAUUGAUAUUCAAGAUUAUGGAGGCAAUCGAGUUGCUCGUUUAUUACCGGCAUUUCGUAUCCGUUUUGAUGAAAAUCAUGUUCAUACUCAACUUGAACAACCCUUUUGUAUAAUACAUUGUCCAAAAAAUUUUAUUGUAAAUCCUGAUCUUGAUUUACCUUUUGUUCAAAUUCCAUUCAGCAUUUUUGCUGAUAAUGUUCGUCAAUUAUUAACUCAACAUAAUGGUUCAAUGCCUUUAGCUAGUUUCCCUCAAUGUUAUACUCAGAGUUUCGACCCUUUAAUUGAUCAUAAUCAAGGUGUACCACUUGAACAUUAUAUUUCAUGUAUUAAAGAUAUUCAAAUUGUAACAGGACAAGGUGUCAUUAAAAAAGUUCAAUUUUCACAUACAUUAGGUGCACCAUUUAUCCCAACACCAUUUGAUACAUCAAAUAUGCAUGUCGAUAUGUGUGCUGAAGUUCAACAACGUUUACAACAAUUUUCACGUGAAGUUCUUGAUUUACUUAAAAAUCAAGGUUCACAUUGUCGUUUACCUGUUUCGAAAUUUGUUUCUGCUUAUCAUCAAUAUUUUAGUAGACAAUGUCGUGUUGCUGAUUAUGGUUUUUCAAAAAUAAUUGAUCUUUUAUCGGCUAUUCCAAAAUCAAUUCAAAUACUUGGAGAUGGAAAUAAACGAAUUAUGACAAUAACACAUCGAUGUCAAAUGAAACGAUUUACUAAUGAUAUUAUUCGUAUUUUAAAAAAUAAACCACAACGAUCAAUGUCAAUUAGUGAAAUUCCAUUGGAAUACGAAAUAGCGUAUAAAAAACCAUUUUGUAUUGAUGAUUUUGGCAUGUGUUUUUUGGAAGAUCUUGUGAAUGAAGUUAAAGAUAAUAAAGAAUUAGUAGUUGAAGCUGAUAAAAAUAUUAUUAAACUCUAUCGAAAAGAACGAACUGAUUUAGAAAUUUAUGCAACAGGCAAUUUUGAAAAAGAUGUCAUUGAUAUGCUUCGUAUUUUACCUGAUUUCAGUAUACCAUUUCAAAAAUUCAUCCCAUCCUAUCAUCAUCAUUUUGGUUAUCAAUGCAAAGUCCAAACAUAUGGUUUUUCUCGUUUAAUUGAUUUACUCGAAGAAUUAUCUCAUGUUGUUAAAAUAAAUGAAGAUAAAAAUGGUGAGAAAAUUGUUCAAUUAACAUCAUCGAUGAUGACACAUGCGAUAUUAUUAAAUAUUGAACAACUUGUACGAAAAUCUCAUAUUCCAUUAAAACUUAAAGAUCUUCAAGCGCAAUACCUUCAAGUCUAUCGAAAUGAACUUAAUCCAGAAGAUUUCGGUGUUGCUAGUCUUGAAGCUUUACUUCUUACAAUGACUGAUAAACUUGAAUUUCAUUAUACUGAAUCUGAUAUUGCGAUUACAAUCAAAGAACUAAAUCCAGCAAUAUUACAAUUAGCUAAAAAUGUUGUUCUUACAUUAAUGUUAUCUCAAUGUCAAUUAUCAUUUUGGCAAUUGAAACAAGAUAUGCUUGUUCGUUUUAAACAAGAUCUGACUUUAAAUAUGUGUCGUAAUGAAUUACGUGAUUAUGUUGAGGUCAUUGAUCAAACAGUCCGUUUAACUCCACCAAUGUUUUUUGCAUAUAAUGUCGUUCUUCUUUUAAGUUCAACUGAUGGUCGUAUGCCAUAUGAUGAUUUUAUUGUUGAAUAUCAACGUCGAACUGGUUCAACACAUUUACUCUAUCCAACAGAUUAUGGUUUUCCAACAAUGCCACGUCUAUUCGAUGCUAUUCAACUUGUUGCACAAGUUCGUGGUCGACGUAAUUUUAAAAUUAUCAUACUUAAUCCUGAAUUUCGACUCGGAGGAUAUACUCAUCCGACACCAUUUACACCAUCAAUGACACCUUUUUAA